This is a messenger RNA of Peronospora matthiolae, 1659 nucleotides long. The record is from the annotation of a GenBank genome assembly. NCBI's taxonomy places the organism in Eukaryota, Oomycota, Peronosporomycetes, Peronosporales, Peronosporaceae.
AUGACCGAUGAUCCCGUCAAGACGCCGCCGCCUGCGUCCAGUCUCAACGGGGAGACGCUCGGACCGCACAUGAUCAACGAAGAAGGGUCCGACAUGACGCGCGACAUCUUCUUUGCUAUUCUCAAGGACACGCAGGACGGACCGCCACGUCCCAAGUCCUUGCCAGACCAGAGCGAGAUCCUCCACGAAGAUGUUGGCAAAGCGUCGGACAUUGCCCAGCCUGGAGGAUUCCGUCGCGACCACAUGAUCACGAACCUCGAAGGCGACAGUCCUCAUGUGCCUUCGUGUGUGCAGGACUCUUUUCUUGAGUCGAUUCAGCCGACCGAAGGGUUUUUGCGGUCUGCGUACGGCGGCUUUAUUAUGGCCAAUCUUGACUUAGCAGACGAUGACGACGAUUCCGAUGAAACCAGCACACCGCUCUUGAGUCGUGCGUGGAAGCGCCGGCCUGAGAAGCAGCAGCCGAGUGCGACCGUUGGGAAAACCGUGUUUACGAUCCUCAAAUCGUUUAUCGGUAGCGGCAUCCUGUUUUUACCCAAAGGCUUCCAGAACGGUGGAAUGCUCUUUUCGCUUGGAGCACUGAGUGUCUCGGCAAUACUGUCGACUUUUUGCAUGUUGCGUCUGACCGACUGUUCCAAUGUUGUGCAACGUGAACAUGGUCACAUAAACGUAUCGUACGGUUUCGUUGGCGAAAAAGCAUUUGGAAAAGUGGGCCGCGUGGCUGUGAACAUUUCGCUUGUGCUCUCGCAACUUGGUUUCUGCUGCUCGUACCUGAUUUUUGUGGAGAAGAAUAUUGGCGAGGUCAUUCUGGCUGCGUUCGGCAUCCAGAGAACGACUGCGUCAUCGUCAUUGACGCUCAUUGUGCUCCAGAUCCUGCUCUACACGCCGCUUUCGUGGGUGCGCCGCAUCGAAUACUUUGCGCUUACGAAUUUGUUUGCCGAUCUCCUCAUCCUGUUUGGCAUCGUGUACAUCAUAUCUUACACGGUGCAAACGCUCGAUGACGCGCCGGCUAACAGUAGUUCGUGGGAAAAUUUCAACUCGAAGAGCUGGGCCAUGUUACUGGGUACAGCCGUGUACUGUUUCGAAGGCAUUGGACUGGUGCUGCCGAUCUAUGACGCUAUGGAUCACGAUACGAAGCACAAGUUCCCUCGCAUCCUUGCGUACACCAUGAUGUUCCUUGUAACACUCUUCUCGGUUUUCGCUGGACUUGUAUACGCGGCAUUUGGGCAAAACACACAGUCUGUUGUCACCAUGAACUUGCCCAGUGCUCAAGUCAGCCUCGCUACCAUGUCUGUUCAGAUUACGUACUCGAUCGCACUGGUGCUCACGUACCCGCUUAUGCUCUACCCGGUGAUCAAGAUAUUGGAAGGCUAUCUCUUCCCUAGUCACAGCCAGAAGGGUUACUGGCGCUGGGAAAAGAAUGGGUUUCGGUUCAUGCUGGUGUGCCUCACUGCUGCUGUCGCGUAUUACGGAAAAGAAGAGCUUGACAAUUUUGUGGCACUUAUUGGCGGCUUCUGCUCCGUACCAUUGGCUUUCAUCUAUCCGUGCCUGUUCCACUCCAAGCUUCUAGAGGAUGGACGCGCCUUGAACAACAUCAUCAUUGGGAUAGGCAUCUUCACGAUGAUAUUCGCAACCUACCAAGCUCUGUCAACGUGGGCCUAG